This is a messenger RNA of Histoplasma mississippiense, 213 nucleotides long. RefSeq lists its product with no specific name. The record is from RefSeq and is a predicted model, not a curated record. Gene Ontology annotation, biological process: monoatomic ion transmembrane transport. Gene Ontology annotation, molecular function: proton-transporting ATPase activity, rotational mechanism. Bases 1 to 213 code for a protein of 70 amino acids. Lineage: Eukaryota; Fungi; Ascomycota; Eurotiomycetes; Onygenales; Ajellomycetaceae. The transcript has 4 exons.
AUGGCAGCUCCCGCAGGUACAUACAAGGAUCGACAAUUUCUUGCUGUGAUAGGCGAUGAGGACUCCGUCACUGGUCUCCUACUAGCAGGUAUUGGUAUCCACCAGACUCACAACGAAACUUCCUCGUCGUCGACGCGAAGACAGAAACCUCCGUCAUCGAAAAGGCCUUUCACAACUUCACGGAGGUACGCAAGGAUAUCGGAGUGUUAUUGA